Molecule: messenger RNA, 1169 nt
Organism: Aplosporella prunicola CBS 121167
Lineage: Eukaryota; Fungi; Ascomycota; Dothideomycetes; Botryosphaeriales; Aplosporellaceae
Exons: 4
Coding region: 81-1046 (321 amino acids)
Biological process (GO): fatty acid metabolic process
Molecular function (GO): oxidoreductase activity, acting on the CH-OH group of donors, NAD or NADP as acceptor; NAD+ binding
Source: RefSeq, a predicted model, not a curated record
GCAACCUUCCCCAGACACAUGCGUUGCGGAGCUGUCCAUCUCCCACUUCUCCGCACUCUCCGUCUGUUAUUUGAUCCGCUAUGUCGUUCGCAGCAGUGACUCGUCAAGGAGCUCGAUAUGCCCGUUUUGCACAACUGCGAUGCUUCAGUUCCACGCCCAAGACUUCAGCGGCAGCUGAAGUGAAGAAGCUCGGUGUAAUCGGCGCGGGGCAAAUGGGCCUCGGCAUCGCACUCGUAGCCGCGCAGAAGGCCCAGUUACCCAUCAAGCUCGUGGAUACUUCUCAAGCUUCCAUCGACAAGGGGUUGAAGUUCGCCAAUAAACUACUGGAGAAAGAUGUCGGCAAGCAAAGAAUCUCACAAGAUGAUGCCACGGCUGCGAGAGAACGACUGAGCACGAGUACAAACAUAGACGAUUUGUCUGAUGUUGACUUCGUUAUCGAAGCUGUCCCCGAAAUACCAGACCUCAAGACCAAGAUUUUCUCCCAAAUUGCUCAAAUCUGUCCGUCACAUGCAAUUCUAGCCACUAACACAUCGUCUAUUUCCAUCACCCGUAUAGCUGCGGCCACAACCACGGACCCGACCGACCUCUCGGCUCCUUCCCGUGUCAUUAGCACGCACUUCAUGAACCCAGUGCCAGUUCAAAAAGGAGUGGAAAUCAUAACAGGGCUCCAAACCUCCCAAAAUACCAUUGACACUGCGAUAGAGUUAUGCAAAAAGAUGGGCAAGAUCCCUUCCAAGUCUGCAGACUCUCCCGGCUUCCUGGCAAACCGUAUCCUGAUGCCAUACAUCAAUGAAGCUAUUAUCUGCUUGGAAACAGGUGUAGGCAACAAGGAGGAUAUUGACAGCAUCAUGAAGAAUGGUACAAACGUGCCGAUGGGGCCUCUGCAGUUGGCAGAUUUCAUCGGCAUUGACACCUGCCUGGCAAUCAUGAAAGUUCUCCAUGAAGAAACAGGAGACAGCAAGUAUCGACCGGCUGUACUGUUGCGAAAGAUGGUCGAUGCUGGUUGGCUUGGAAAGAAGAGCGGGAAGGGAUUCUACGAUUAUUGAUUUGUUCGCCACACAUACAACGGUCGAAGGGAGGAUAUUAUUGUUCAAUCCCCACAGUAAGUGGUGCUCCGUAGAAAAGAAAGCAUGUCAAGUUUUUCCGAAUUUAGAAAAUAUUAAGCAAGG